Molecule: messenger RNA, 1254 nt
Organism: Dictyostelium purpureum
Lineage: Eukaryota; Evosea; Eumycetozoa; Dictyosteliales; Dictyosteliaceae
Exons: 2
Coding region: 1-1254 (417 amino acids)
Source: RefSeq, a predicted model, not a curated record
AUGGAUUCUAUAAAAGAUACUACAGUUACUAAUACAGAAAAUGAUAAUAAAAUAAAUCAUUUAAUAGUUUUACAGCAUGGAUUGCAUGCCACAUACCAAGAUUUCAACUCUAUUAUUAGUAGAUUCGAAAAAGAAAAUUUUGAAAACUGUGAAUUUGUAGCAGCAAAAAGCAAUAGUUAUUUUUUAGCAACCCGUGAUGGUAUUGACAAAGUAGGUAAUCGAUUAUUUGUUGAAGUUAAAGAGCUAUACGAAAAAUACAAUCAUCCAAAAAAGAUUUCAUUUAUUGGACACAGUUUGGGUGGAUUGGUAGCCAGAUAUGCAAUUGGUUUAUUAUAUAGAGAUGGGUUUUUUAAAAUUUGUGAACCGGAUCAAUUUAUAAGUUUGUCAUCACCUCAUUGCGGUAGUAGAAGGCCAAGUACUACAGUUUUUAAUAAAGUGGCCCAUUAUUUUGUAGAUAGUUUUUUAUCAGUUACAGGAAGGCAAUUAAUACUUCAUGAUUCAGAUCUACCCGAUAAUAUUAAAGUAUUUCCCGAUACAUCAAAUUUACCUAAAGGAUUUGAAAAUACAACUACAAGUUCAAAUGAUCCAGCAAUAGUUUCAUCACCACCUCUUCAAAUAUCAUCACCAUCCAUUGAAGUUUAUAAAUCAGUUGGAAAUGAUGAAAAGUUAACAAUAAUUGAAAAAAAAGAAGAAAAUGAAGUUAUAACCAAUGAUCAAGAGGUUCCAAUGCCAUUAUUAGUUAAAAUGACUGAGGGUAUCUUUUUUGAAGGUUUAAAAUUAUUUAGAAAGAGAAUACUAUACUCCAAUAUUUAUAACGAUAUUCAAGUUAAUUUUUGUACAUCAGAUAUCUCUGCAAAAAACCCAUACACUCUUGGAAAGAUUAUGAAAUUUACAGAAAAGUAUUCCCAUAUAAUCGAAGAAGAAACUUUAUUAGAUAUAGACCCAAAACUAUUAGAAGAAGAAAUUAAUAGUAAAAACCAAAAUGAAAAUCAACCCAAAAUUGAAAAAACCAAAAAACUAUACGCAAUAUCAAAACAUAAUCACCAAGAUAAGAUAGAAGAUUAUUUUAGACACGACACUCAUCAUUUAUAUUUAAAAAGAAUUUUAACAAAUUUAAGAAAGUUAGAUUUUGUUCGAUAUCAUAUGUAUUUUAAAAACUUUUUAUCCCAUACAAAUAUAGUAGUAAAGAGAGAUUGGGUGAACAGUGAAGGUUGGGAUAUAGUUCAUCAUUUAGUCGAUCAUUUUGAACCAUAA